Messenger RNA from Rhodofomes roseus, 2673 nucleotides. RefSeq names its product D-xylulose 5-phosphate/D-fructose 6-phosphate phosphoketolase. Gene Ontology annotation, molecular function: aldehyde-lyase activity. Gene Ontology annotation, biological process: carbohydrate metabolic process. Lineage: Eukaryota; Fungi; Basidiomycota; Agaricomycetes; Polyporales; Fomitopsidaceae. The transcript has 10 exons. The coding region runs from base 112 to 2535 and encodes 807 amino acids. The record is from RefSeq and is a predicted model, not a curated record.
GAUUUGGCCACCUGUGUGUUCCACCGUCCGUCCGUACCAGCAUAUCAUCAUGCUCAACAUGCCCCGGCUUGCGUACUCUUCGCUCCAUCCUCUUGUCUGCCUUCCUCUGCAAUGCCUGGCCAACAGAUUCUCGAGCCUAACCCUCCUCCAGACCCCUCGCAGCUACCCGAGUCAUUACUCGAUUACCGGGUCAAGCUGAAGGUCCAAGGGACGCUCUCGAAAGAUGAGAUAGAAGCAAUCUCGCACUUCAGACGAGCCGCGGACUACAUCGCAGCUGCGAUGAUAUUCCUGAAGAGCGGCAUCCUCGAACAACGCGACCUCACUCCAGACGACAUCAAACAACGCCUUCUCGGGCACUGGGGAACGUGCCCCGGACUCGUCCUCGUCUACGCUCACAUCAACCGUCUCAUCCGCAAGACUGACAUCGACGUGCUCUAUGUCGUCGGCCCAGGCCACGGCGCGCCUGGCAUACUCUCAUGUCUUUGGCUAGAGAGUACGCUGGGCCACUUCUGGCCGCACAACACGCGCGACCUCACUGGACUGAAGAACCUCAUCUCUGGCUUCAGUGUGCCGGGAGGCUUCCCGAGUCACGUCAAUGUGGAGACACCCGGUUCUAUUCACGAAGGCGGGGAGCUCGGAUAUGCGCUCAGUGUCGCAUUUGGCGCGGUCAUGGACAAGCCUGACCUCGUCUGUGUAUGCGUCGUUGGAGACGGAGAGGCCGAGACAGGCCCUACCGCGACCGCAUGGCAUGGCUACAAGUACCUCGACCCCGCAGAGUCGGGCGCUGUCCUACCCAUCGUCCAUGUCAACGGUUUCAAGAUCUCCGAGCGCACAAUUUACGGCACGAUGGACGACAAGGAGCUCGUCGCGCUCUUCACGGGCUAUGGUUAUCAAACGCGCUUCAUCGAGGACCUCGACAAUAUCGACGAAGAUAUGGCGGCGUCUAUGGACUGGGCGCUAGGUGAGAUCCAUGCGAUACAGAGGGCGGCGAGGAGUGGCCAGCCUCAGGUGAAGCCGAGGUGGCCCGUUUUGAUCUUGCGUACGCCAAAGGGAUGGGGUGGGCCGAAGAAGCUCGGUGACGAAGUCAUUGAGGGGUCGUUCCAUUCUCACCAGGUCCCGUUACCCGGUGCGAAGAAGGACCCACAACAGCUCAAGCUGCUUCAGGAGUGGUUGCGCUCGUAUAAGCCUGAAGAACUCUUCGACAAGAACGGUGUACCUAAUGAGAAGAUCCUAUCGACCAUUCCACAGAAGGAUGACAAGAAGGCCGGUAUGAGGAAGGAAGUCUACGCAGGAUACAUGCCUCUUGAUGUACCCGACUGGACACCGAAGAGCGUGGAGAGAGGAAACCAGGAGAGUUGCAUGAAGGUCGUGGGCGAACUGCUACUUGACGUCAUGGACAAAAACCCUCACACGUUCAGGAUCUUCUCUCCGGACGAACUCGAGUCGAACAAGCUCAACGCGACGCUCCGCCACAGUGGGCGGAACAUGCAGUGGGACGUGGCCUCCCGCGCAAACGGCGGGCGCGUCAUCGAGAUCCUCUCCGAGCACACCUGCCAGGGCAUGAUGCAGGGCUACACGCUCACCGGGCGGACGGCGCUCUUCCCGAGCUACGAAGCGUUCCUCGGUAUCGUGCACACCAUGAUGGUGCAGUACAGCAAGUUCGUGAAGAUGGCGCAGGAGGUGAACUGGCGCCAGCCGAUCGGCUCGCUCAACUACCUCGAGACGAGCACCUGGGCGCGCCAGGAGCACAAUGGAUUCUCGCACCAGAACCCGUCGUUCAUCGGUGCAGUGCUGGCGCUAAAGCCUCAGAUUGCGAGGGUGUACCUCCCCCCCGACGCGAACUGCUUCUUGUCGACGAUGGCGCAUUGCUUGAGGGCGAAGAAUUACAUCAACUUGAUGGUUGGCAGCAAGCAGCCGACUCCAGUGUGGCUGAGCCCGGAAGAGGCAGACGAGCACUGUAUUUCUGGUGCCUCGACCUGGAAGUUCGCAAGCGUGGACGGCGGCGUCGAUCCUGACGUCGUGCUUGUCGGCAUCGGCGUCGAGGUGACCUUUGAGGUUAUCGCCGCAGCAACGCUCCUCCGCCAGCGCGUACCCCAGCUACGCGUGCGCGUCGUAAACGUCAUGGACUUGAUGAUCCUCGAGCCCUUCGGCACGCAUCCGCAUGCGUUGACGGAGCUCGACUUUGAGGCUCUCUUCACGAAGGACCGCCCGAUCCACUUCAAUUAUCAUGGAUAUGUCAACGAACUGAAGGGUUUGCUCUUCGGUCGACCGAACACGCACAGGGUCACGAUGGAAGGAUACCGCGAAGAGGGAACGACGACCUCUCCAUUCGCCAUGAUGCUUCUGAACCAUACGUCGCGGUAUCACGUCGCGGCGGCUGCGGUGCGUGGCGCAGCGGCGCUGAAUCCGCGCGUAGAGGUGGACGCCCACACGGCGAUCAGCGGAUUUAUGCACGAGGCGCAAAAGGCCCAGCAGUACAUCCGGGAGCAAGGAGAAGAUCCGGAGGGUACAUUCGACGUGCCAAAGUUUGAGUAGAGUGCAGAGGGGUGUGGAAGGUGUUGUGUAUCGCGACUCGUAAGGAAGACUUUCAAGCUGUUUGUACGAUGUGUGCCACAAACCGAACGUUCGUUCGCAAAUGCAAUGUGGAGUGACCGGAAUGACGGUUGGCUCAUG